UAAAAAAAAAAAAAAAGUUUUGUCCUUAUAUAGUCUUCUUCUGUCUCAAAUUGGCAAUUAAGUAAUCUAGCAAUAAUAAACAAGUUCACAUCCACUGAUCCACACAACAUUCUCCAUGGCUCUCAGCUUACCACACCAAACCAUGAGAAACUCACAUGAGAAGAAACACAUCGCAGUGUUUGUUUUCCCCUUUGGUAGCCACCCCAUUUCCCUCUUAAACCUUGUCUUCAAGCUAGCUCAUGCAUCUCCCAACUUACAAUUCUCAUUCAUAGGAACCCAACACUCCAACAAACCUCUUCUCUCAAAACCCGACAUCCCAGACAACGUCAAGUUCUACACCAUAAGCGAUGGAGUCCCAGAGGGACACGUCCCAGGUAGCCACCCAGUUGAGAGAGUCAACCUUUUUCUUCAAGCUGGUCCUAACAACUUGCAAAAGGGUAUAGAUUUAGCAGUGGCAGAUACAAAAGAGAGAGUCACUUGCAUCAUUGCUGAUGCUUUUGUUACGUUUUCUCUCACUGUGGCUCAGAACUUAAACGUUCCAUGGGUUCUAGUUUGGCUUCCUUUGUCAUGUUCACUCUCAGCACAUUUUUAUACCGACACAAUACGCCAGAAGUGUGGUCCCAACACUGCUAAAGACACCCCUUUGGAUUUCAUCCCUGGAUUUUCUAAGAUGCAAGUUCAAGACUUGCCAGAAGAAGUGAUCAAAAGUGGCACCGAAGAGGAGACACUGUUUUCAAAGACACUAGCUUCAUUGGGGAGUGUGCUGCCACAAUCCGAGGCAGUGGUUGUGAAUUUCUUUGAGGAACUAGACCCUCCCUCGUUGGUUCAUGACAUGAGGUCAAAGCUCAAGUGUUUUCUCUACGUUGGUUUUAUUCUCACUCUUUCACUGCCUCUACCACCCUUGCCUCCUUCGGACACAGAUGAAACGGGGUGCUUGACAUGGUUGGACAAGCAGAAAAAAAGGUCAUCAGUGGCAUAUGUUAGCUUUGGGACAGUGGUGACACCACCUCCACAUGAGGUUGUGGCAGUGGCAGAAGCAUUGGAAGCAAGUGGUUUUCCAUUUCUUUGGUCUCUCAAAGAGCAUCUGAAGGGCCUUCUGCCAAAAGGGUUUCUUGAGAGAACAAAGGAGCAUGGGAAAGUGGUGUCUUGGGCUCCUCAAACUCAGGUGUUGGGGCAUGGUUCUGUGGGAGUGUUUGUGACUCAUUGUGGUAGUAACUCUGUGUUUGAAAGUAUGUGCAAUGGGGUGCCUAUGAUAUGUCGGCCUUUCUUUGGGGACCAUGGGUUGAGUGGUAGGAUUGUGGAGGAUGUUUGGGAGAUUGGUGUGAGAGUGAAAGGUGGGGUGUUCACCAAAGAAGGGUUGGUGAAGUGCUUAAGGAUGGUUCUUGUGGAGGAAGAGGGGAAAAGGAUGAGGGAAAAUGCAGUGAAGGUGAAUAGGGUUGUAGUGGAUGCAGUAGGGCCACAAGGGAGGGCAGCACAGGAUUUCAAGACUUUGGUGGAUUUGGUUUCCAAAUCUUAAGUCAUGCUAUGUUGCAACUUGCAAGCUUUUUCUUUUUAUCUUCUUUUGGCUUGUUUUAUGCUAAUGAUUGAUUAGAUUAUUAGAGUUGUAUGUGAAAAAUAAAUGUCUGGUGUCUGUCGUUCAUUGGCAAAAAAACAUCUGAACAUAAAUAAAGAGCUGAGGAAGUCAGUU
This is a messenger RNA of Cajanus cajan (pigeon pea), 1687 nucleotides long. RefSeq names its product anthocyanidin 3-O-glucosyltransferase 7. The record is from RefSeq and is a predicted model, not a curated record. Gene Ontology annotation, molecular function: quercetin 7-O-glucosyltransferase activity; quercetin 3-O-glucosyltransferase activity. NCBI's taxonomy places the organism in Eukaryota, Viridiplantae, Streptophyta, Magnoliopsida, Fabales, Fabaceae.